This is a messenger RNA of Ectocarpus sp. CCAP 1310/34, 961 nucleotides long. Lineage: Eukaryota; Phaeophyceae; Ectocarpales; Ectocarpaceae. The record is from the annotation of a GenBank genome assembly.
CCCCCUGUUCAGGACAACAGCCGGAGAGGAGACAGGUGUUCACGAGGACAUUGCUGCAACACUGACGCAAGGCAGAUAGCGAGCGAAAGGGCGAGAGGAAGAGGUUCUACUCGUGUUUCGCAAUCAUCAUGGUUUCUGCGCUUGUGAGGGCGGCGGUACGGCGGCCGGCGGCGGCGGCGGCUUCUUCGGCCCGUCGCAGCAUGAGCGGCGACGCCGCGCACGCAGCCGAGGAGAUGGCCAAGUGGAAAAAGAUGACGGCCGGUAUGGGGGUUUUGAGCUUGGCCGUAACCACCGUGGUGCUGGCCACUGAAGAGCACCACCACAGGGACGAAGAUGCCCCGUUGCCGUCGUACAUGAAGAUCCGCAACAAGCCGCACCCGUGGAACUGUGCCGACUGCACGCUGCUCGACUCGGCAUGCUUCGCGAAGUGCAAGGCGGAGCGCGAGGGUUAAAAAAUAACAACGUACGGAAGCGCUCUUCUCCAUCGAUGGAAGGCGCUAACAAGGAGCAAGUUGUAGUUGUUUAAGAGGCGUCACGGGGAGUUUUUCUGCGGCACGCGCUUGCAAACAUCGCGACAACGGAUGCAUAGGUUGUUUUGUGGGGUGUUGAUUUUCUUACGAAAAAGUGGGGGCGGGCGUCGGCGGUGGCCCAUGUUGGGCCCGUUUCAGGUUUGUCGUUUUCACGUACGUGUGGCUACGGGACAAUCCCAGCGUAAUGAUAAUUGCUGCGAACGAGCGACGUGCGGUGUGAGGACAUGAUGAGCAAAACCCGAGAUGCAGGGAGAAGGGGGCCGUCGGACAAGAACACGAAAGCCGGAAGGUGUGUUCGUAUGGUUGGGGGGGGGUUACUGCGUCACCCUCACGCUGGGGGGGGGGCGCUCUUUUGUUUUUCAUGCCUUAGCGGUUAGAGCAUUGACCACGUGUCCCCGAGCGGACGGAGCGUUGUUCCCACAGGACCGAUC